UUGCGACGUUUAAGAUUUCUCUAGCAGUAGGUGCGAAGGAGCAAGUGAUUCAUUCAUGCGUCAAUCGAAAAUGCGUAAUUUCACGAAUGCCGUUGCAUUUCGUUCAUACGCAAAGUGUUUAAUACCAUUCAGAAUGAAAUUGUGAUAAGAUUUGAUAAAGUAGUUUUUAUUGCCAUGAUCGGUGCGAAUGUUAUUUAUAUGAGACGUGAAAUGAUGCAGAGAGUGCCGAAGCUAACGUAGGAUAUGAAUUUGACGAAUAAGUAGAUGGUUUAGUAAUUUUAUUAACAAUGUUAUGUGAUAAAGUAAGCUAUUCGUUGGCAAUAGCAGCUAUUAUUUUCGGCAUCAUUGCGGCUUUGUUCGACAGCUUAUUUUGGGCGUCAUUUCUUUGUAUCUUGUAUUUAAUUGGAUGGGUAUCUGGAACACAAUUAAUUUGUCUUAUUCAAAGUACCUUAGCUGCUUCUAACGACAAGUUUAAGUUUGCUAUCGACGAAUCAUGCGGAGUCUGCAAUAAUCAUCAGUGUAAGAGACAUCGUAGACCGAUGCAUUUAAAUGCCAUUGCCAAAGUUCCAAAAGGCUUUGACAUUGCUUUGACACACCUUUUAGAAGAAAUAUUGCAAUCGUACGUAUGCACAUGGUAUUCCGAUUUAUCGUCGAAUGAGGCGUUUGUUCAACAAUUGAGAUUGGCUAUUACAUCAGCUGUUACAAAUGUCACGGGCCGCUUGUAUAAAGUUGAUCUUUCACAUAUAAUUUUUAAUCAUCUGGUACCAUUGGCUGUUCAUCAUGCACAAGAUUGGCAACAAUUAACAAAACGAGCUAAAGACUUAGGAGGCAAUCCUGCUGACCAUAUUACCGAUCUCUUGGGUUCAAAAAUUCAUCCAGCUGCUUACUCGAGAACCGCCGAAUUAAAUUACCUUAGAGGAGUCAUUGCGGCAUUGCUACCUCACUUGUUACCCGCUACUCACAUCUCUACAAAUAAUCAAGUUAUAUUGCGCGAGGUUCUUGCAAAUUGGGUCUUACUGCCAGCGAUCGAUGCUUUUGCCAAUCCAGAUAAUUUAAAUAUGCUAAUAUCAUUAUGCACUCAUCACGAAGGGAAGUUCUCUCAAUCCACCGAUACCAUGUACGUACCUGUGCUUCAAACGUGGAUUACUAGUCCUCAAAAAAAUCAAAAUAUCUCGAAUACGUUAAAGCCAUCGUUAGAAGAAAUCUUGAACGAUCCGGAAUUGCUUUAUAUGUUUAUGCAGCAUAUUAAAGACUCUGGGUUAGUUAAUUUACUGCAAUUUUGUUUAGAUAUAGAUGAUUUAAGUAAGCGACUGCUGAAUCCAGAAAUGACACCAGCAAUCGAAGAGACACUGUAUACCGAUGCUAAGAAUAUAUAUUGUACUUAUCUUGAUCCGGAAAGCGUUGACUUUUUAAAUUUGCCAAUAUGUAUUUCUCAAGGAAUGAAAGAAAUUUUAGAUCUUGGACGAGAAAAAAUACAAGAGCUUAGAACUUCACGUCCAUUAUACGAAGCUCAUCAAGAGGCUCAUACAUUAUUAGAAAACACAUUGCUCCCAUCGUUUCAUCACACUUAUCAAAUUUACAAAUUUUUAUGCGGCAUCCCAGUGAUAAAUACUUCUGUAAAAAUAAGCACUCAUAAUAGUAACGCAAGCAGUGGAAUAGGCGUAGGGGCGCGCCUCAGCAACCAGCUGGGGAAGAUUCGUGGCGUUCUGAAGGCAUCCGCGGUCGAUGGGGCGCCCUUCCACCCCCAGCACGUGUUCCAGGCGGAGGAGGCGAACUGUGCGUCGCGGGUAAGCAGCGUAGAACCGAGCUCCCAAGUAUCGACGAGUCACGACCUCACCACCUGGUUUGUCUCGGUGCCCUAUGUCGACGGGGGCGGUGCCCAGCCCCUCUACAUGCUCUCGGUGUCAAACGCCUCUGAGGGGAAAUCGUGGACGGUGCUGCGCAGGGACGGUGACUUUUACGCCCUGCGCGCCCGCCUCUCCGAGUUCCACGGUGAUCGGGAGCUCAACGACUCGCCGCUGCCCACGCGGAAGAAUCCCCAUCCGUCUUUAACCGCUAAUAGCCAACGCUACGAAGACUUCCUGCAGAAGCUGCUGGCGAAACCGACCUUGAGGAACAGCGAGCUCCUGCACACAUUUCUAACGGUGCCAAAUCUCAAGCCCUUCUUUACGAACUACACGACUCCGGACAUCGGGGUGCUCUAUCAAAGCAUGGCUCAUAAGUUGAGGAAGGAGAAGGGUCAGCAUCUGGAUAAGUUUAUGAACACUCUGCUGUCCUCGACUAGUGUGAGGCACGACCAACCGGACCUGGGCAUCGAGCUCGACGGGGACCACAAUUUUCACGAGAGUCAGAGGAGGGGACGAAAUUUGUUUGACAGCAGCGGGCCUUUUGGGAACAAUUUGAAUAUAGACUCGAGGACACAGAGCUUUCCUUACAUUGUAAAUAAGCUGCAGCAUAUCAAGGGCGCGUGCUUUUGCAUCGCCGAGGCCCUGGAUACUUUAUUAGAAGUCUCUCCAACAGUAUCUAGGAUCUUAUGGAUAUUGGCCUCAACGUUUCGCCCAACUGUCGAUCCAGCUGUAAACAGUUGGUUUCGUAAUAUGGUAGUGAAGUUAUUGGGCGGCGGGAGAGCGGCGAUCGUAGUGAAACUUCUACACUCGACUAUUUUUGAUAAAGACUACAAAGACGCUUCACCAAAGACUAAGGCCGAAGAACAUUAUCGGAAUGCGAAAGGUGGACUUUAUAAUCUUGUCCCGUGGUGGCUGCUCCAUAUACAUUCCAAAUGGUGCAAAUUAAUGGAUUCGUUUUUAGAACCAAUUCAGAAUGCCCCAUUCAACAAACAUCUUGCAUACAUGCUGCUUGAUCAGCUGCUGGUGCACCUCUUUCCUGAAUUAAUGUGAAUGCGGUAUGCAUAAGCGGGGAGUAUAUGUCGAUGUAAAAUGUUUGUAUACGUGGAGGGUCCAUUAGUUAUGUCCAUUAAAUAACGCACAUUGGUCAAAGCAGUUUUGAUCGUUUAAUCGUACUUUUCAAACAGCAUUUAUAAAAGUGAUAUUUUUAAUGUAAAUUAAUUUUACUCCGUUAUUUUAUCGAUGUUCUGUUGUUCGCAUUUAUACAUUAUGAACAAAAAUUUGUUACGACUGUUCGAUAAAUUAUUCAUUUACAUAUUUAAUAAAUAUGCAUUAAAAGUUUUAUUAGGAUGCUCAUUGGCUAAAUGAAGCAUCCGUUUUUUUCUUUCUUUUUUUCGUCAAGAUCAGUCGCUUAAGCGUUUAGAGUAAGCGAAG
Molecule: messenger RNA, 3278 nt
Organism: Ceratosolen solmsi marchali
Lineage: Eukaryota; Metazoa; Arthropoda; Insecta; Hymenoptera; Agaonidae
Product: sorting nexin-14
Exons: 10
Coding region: 288-2897 (869 amino acids)
Biological process (GO): autophagosome maturation
Cellular component (GO): late endosome
Molecular function (GO): phosphatidylinositol binding
Source: RefSeq, a predicted model, not a curated record